CGCAAAAUCCCAACCUCCGCUUGAGUGACAGGGCGCCGGCUUUUCCUCGUUGUCCUUUUUUUUAUUUUAAAAAAAGCCCUAACCUCCGGACGCAAGGGUAAUGAUUUAUCAAACUCUUAUUAUCACGAAAAUGUCACACGAAAGGCACCUUGCUCUACACUGACGCAAACCCUCAGUCUUUCCCUCGGAGGUAUAGAAAGCUUGGCGCUCUCGCCCGCCUCCUGCUUUGCCUUCUUCUUCUUCUGCUGCUGCUGUUCUCGCUCGGCCAAACCAAUCCCCCCUCUCCCGACGCUCCUUCCAGCCGAUGCUGUUGUAGAGAUGGAUUCCGCAGGCCUCAAGGAGAUGAGCCAACAGCCGCCGGCCAACAGCCCGGACCCGGUGUCCCCCAGGCCCGCGGCCCUGAUCCGCAACAGCCCCGAAAGCGAGCAGCCGCCCAAGAACCCUCCCUCGCACGUCCCCUCGCAGCUGGCCCAAGUGGCCACGGCGCUCUCGGAGGAGGCCCGGGUGGGCAUCUGCCUGGCGGCCCCCGCGCAAGGCCCCCGAGAGGCCCCCAGCCAGGAGCCCCGCGGCGCCGCCUGGCCCCCCAAGAGCGCCGCCCCGUCGGCCCCCUCCUCGGCCCCCUGCAAGAUCGCCCCGCUGCAAAGCGCCGAGGGCGGCGGGGAGGGAGGCCCCGCCGGGGGCAAGGCCGGCCUGGAGCAGAACAACGCCUGGAUCAACAUGAGCCAGAGCACCGUGGUGCUGGGCACCGAUGGCAUCACCUCUGUCCUCCCUGGCAGUGGCAGGGUCCCUGAGCAAACAGAAGAUGACGAAGGGGACGAAAACAAAGCCCGGGGAAACUGGUCUAGCAAGCUGGAUUUCAUCCUCUCCAUGGUGGGUUAUGCAGUAGGGCUGGGAAAUGUCUGGAGAUUCCCGUACCUGGCCUUUAAGAAUGGGGGAGGUGCAUUCCUUAUUCCCUAUUUGACAAUGUUGGCUUUGGCUGGGGUUCCUAUCUUUUUCUUGGAGGUUUCUCUGGGGCAGUUUGCAAGUCAGGGCCCUGUAUCUGUUUGGAAAGCCAUCCCUGCCUUACAAGGUUGUGGCAUUGCUAUGCUGAUUAUCUCUGUCCUAAUAGCCAUAUAUUACAAUAUUAUAUUGUGCUACACACUUUUCUACCUUUUUGCAUCCCUUGUAAAUGUGUUACCUUGGGCUUCCUGUAACAAUCCAUGGAACACUCCAGAUUGUAGAGAUAAAGACAAACUUUUGUUAGAUUCCUGUAUCAUUGGUGACCGGCCCAAAUUACAAAUAAAGAACUCCACUUUCUGUAUGAGUGCCUAUCCAAACUUGACAAUGGUAAAUUACACCACCAGCCAUGUCAACAAAACCUUUGUCAGUGGCAGUGAAGAGUACUUCAAGUACCACGUAUUGAAGAUUUCAGCAGGGAUUGAAUAUCCUGGUGAAAUCCGAUGGCCUUUGGCACUGGCUCUCUUUCUGGCUUGGGCAAUCGUGUAUGCCUCCCUGGCUAAAGGAAUAAAGACUUCAGGAAAAGUGGUGUAUUUUACUGCUACAUUCCCUUAUGUAGUGCUUAUCAUCCUGCUCUUCAGAGGAGUAACCCUUCCAGGAGCCGGGGCUGGAAUCUGGUACUUCAUCACACCUAAGUGGGAGAAACUAACUGAUGCUAUGGUGUGGAAGGAUGCUGCCACUCAGAUCUUUUUCUCUUUGUCUGCGGCAUGGGGUGGUCUGAUUACUUUGUCUUCCUAUAACAAAUUUCAUAACAAUCUAUACAGGGACACCUUGAUAGUAACUUGCACCAACAGUGCCACGAGUAUAUUUGCAGGCUUUGUCAUUUUUUCAGUUAUUGGAUUCAUGGCAAAUGAGCUCAAAGUUGACAUUGAAGAUGUUGCAGACCAAGGUCCUGGAAUUGCCUUUGUAGUAUAUCCUGAAGCCUUAACUCGGCUUCCUCUUUCUCCAUUCUGGGCUAUUAUUUUCUUCUUGAUGCUCCUAACACUUGGCUUGGACACCAUGUUUGCCACUAUUGAGACAAUAGUGACAUCAGUUGCAGACGAGUUUCCAAAGUACUUACGUACCCACAAGCCUCUGUUCACUCUUGGAUGCUGUGUUUCCUUUUUCAUCAUGGGCUUUCCUAUGAUCACUCAGGGUGGAAUGUACAUGUUGCAGCUUGUGGACACCUAUGCAGCUUCUUACUCUCUGGUUAUAAUAGCCAUUUUUGAACUUGUUGGCAUUUCAUACAUUUAUGGCUUGCAAAGAUUUUGUGAAGAUAUAGAGAUGAUGAUUGGAUUCCAGCCAAGCAUAUUCUGGAAAGUCUGUUGGGCUUUUGUGACCCCAACAAUUUUAACAUUCAUCCUUUGCUUCAGCUUUUACCAGUGGGAACCAAUGACUUAUGGCAGCUACCACUAUCCAGGAUGGUCCAUGGUACUUGGAUGGUUGAUGCUGGCUUGCUCUGUUAUCUGGAUUCCUAUUAUGUUUGUUAUAAAAAUGCACAUAGCUCCUGGCAAAUUUAUUGAGAGGCUCAAGCUGGUCUGCUCUCCACAACCGGAUUGGGGACCAUUCUUGGCUAAGCAUCGUGGGGAACGUUACCAGAACAUGAUAGACCCACUGGGAACAUCAUCUCUUGGACUUAAACUGCCACCAAAAGAUUUUGAAUUGGAGACACCAUGCUAGUAACUUUCCCACUUGUGGCCCUGUUGUACAGCCCAUUGCUUUGAUCUUUCUUUCUUUCUUUCUUUCUUUCUUUCUUUCUCUUACAGUGCCUGAAAGUGGUUGUUUAGGAAGUAAGAUUUAUUGUUGCAUGCAUACAGUAAAGAACUAAAUAGACCACUUUAAGUACUGGGAUUUAGUUCCUAUAAAGUGGUGCCCAGGAAAGAGUGCUUUCACUGUGGAACAGUGACAAUCAGUGAGUUAUAUUAGGAAAUUGUUUUUGUGAAUGUUGGGCCAAUUCUGCUCUUGGGACUAAUUAAUUUACAUAACUUAGUAAA
Anolis sagrei ordinatus is the source of this 2969-nucleotide messenger RNA. It is a transcript of the gene SLC6A5, whose product is annotated as solute carrier family 6 member 5. NCBI's taxonomy places the organism in Eukaryota, Metazoa, Chordata, Lepidosauria, Squamata, Anolidae. Gene Ontology annotation, cellular component: plasma membrane. Gene Ontology annotation, molecular function: glycine:sodium symporter activity. The record is from RefSeq and is a predicted model, not a curated record. Gene Ontology annotation, biological process: glycine import across plasma membrane; sodium ion transmembrane transport; synaptic transmission, glycinergic.